This is a messenger RNA of Aspergillus sclerotioniger CBS 115572, 1680 nucleotides long. RefSeq names its product putative amino acid permease. The record is from RefSeq and is a predicted model, not a curated record. Gene Ontology annotation, cellular component: membrane. Bases 1 to 1680 code for a protein of 559 amino acids. NCBI's taxonomy places the organism in Eukaryota, Fungi, Ascomycota, Eurotiomycetes, Eurotiales, Aspergillaceae. Gene Ontology annotation, biological process: transmembrane transport. Gene Ontology annotation, molecular function: transmembrane transporter activity. The transcript has 10 exons.
AUGGCCCAGCAGCAGUCACAGCUUAUUGUCGACCCGGACGCUCUUCCGGCUGAGGGAGAAGAAGUUAGAAGCCAGGCAGAAUCUCGAGAAGAUGCAAACCUCUUGAAAUCAAUGGGCUAUAAGCCUGUCCUCCAUAGGACUUACACACUCCUUGAGAACUUUUCGACGACGUUCGCUGCUCUCUACUUCGUCGGUGGCGUGCGCGUCACAUAUAGUACUGGUAUCGCAGCAGGUGGUAACUUGGCUUAUUGGACGAGUUAUCUGGUCACCUUGGUUUUUACCUACAUCACCGCUGCUGUCAUCGCGGAAGUAUGCUCUGCCUCCCCGUCCGCGGGUUCCAUCUACUUGUGGGCCGCGGAAGCUGGUGGCCCUCGUUUUGGAAGAUUACUUGGUUUCGUAGUUGCUUGGUGGAGUACUACUGCCUGGACUACCUUCUGUGCUAGCAACACUCAGGCUGCUGCCAACUACAUGCUAGCGGAAUUGACGGUAUUCGACUGUGAUUUCCCAAAAGAUACCUACAGUGUCAAGUUCCGCGCCGUUCAGUGGAUCUGCACAGAGGUGCUGUUAGCAUUGGCCGCACUCCUAAAUUAUUUGCCGCCUAGGUACUUCAGGUGGGUAUUCUAUUUUUCCUCCCUGAUCGUCAUGCUGGAUUUCUUCCUCAAUGUCAUCUGGCUGCCAAUUGGCGCUGCCAACACCUGGGGAUUCCGUACAGCCGAAGAAGCUUUCAUGUCCACCUACAAUGCCACGGGUGCCCCUCCGGCGUGGAACUGGUGUCUUUCCUACCUUGCCACUGCAGGUAUCUUGAUCGGUUUCGAUGCCUCAGGUCACGUUGCGGAAGAGACCAAAAAUGCUUCCGUGACAGCAGCCCGCGGUAUUUUCUGGAGUACUGUCGUUAGUGGAAUCGGUGGACUGGCAACUAUCAUUCUGUUCCUCUUCUGUGCACCCGACAACGACACCCUAAUGUCAUUCGGUUCUCCCCAGCCAUUCGUCCCUCUUUACGCCGUCGUCCUCGGCAAGGGCGGUCAUGUCUUCAUGAACGUCAUCUGCGUCGUUGCCUUAUGGCUUAACACAGCAAUUGCCAUCGUCGCCGCCUCCCGUCUCGUCUUCGCCGUCGCUCGCGACGGAGUCCUCCCAUUCUCCGGCUGGGUCUCCAAAGUCCACAACGGCCAGCCCCGCAACGCCGUCAUCGUCGUCUGGGGAGUCGCCGCACUCAUCAGCUGCACUCUCCUCCCCUCCGACGUAGCCUUCACCUCUCUCGUCUCCGCCGCCGGCGUUCCCAGCGCCGCCGCAUACGGACUCAUCUGCCUGGGCCGACUCUUCUGCACUCCAAAACGAUUCCCCAAACCCCAAUGGAGUCUGGGUCGCCUCAGCAAACCAUUCCAAUUCAUCGGUGUCUUCUGGAACGCCUGGGUAGUAGCCGUGCUAUUCUCCCCAUACGAAUUCCCCGUCACUGGCGCCAACCUAAACUACGCCCCAAUCAUCAUGGCCGCCGUGACCAUCUUCGCCCUAAUUUCCUACUUCGUCAUGCCCGAAAGCGCGUGGUUACCUAUCGACCGCAUCUCGCACUUCAUCGAUAGUAAAGGUGCAGUGAGCGAAUCCGUCGAGGAAGUCGAGCCCCAUCAUCACCCGGAGACGUCCUCUUCGGGGAGAGAAGAAAUUGAGGCCAGUGUCUCGCAGUAA